Phycomyces blakesleeanus NRRL 1555(-) is the source of this 420-nucleotide messenger RNA. RefSeq lists its product as hypothetical. The transcript has 3 exons. The record is from RefSeq and is a predicted model, not a curated record. Lineage: Eukaryota; Fungi; Mucoromycota; Mucoromycetes; Mucorales; Phycomycetaceae. The coding region runs from base 1 to 420 and encodes 139 amino acids.
AUGUCGGUUGUUCAGAAAAUUCGAAACCCCACGAUGGUGGAAAUCGUAAUGAAAAACGAACAAGAAACUUUAAAAUAUGUCAAUGGAGGCAUCAAGUUUGAAGACAAAAAUGCUUAUGGCUUCCCAUCUUUUGGAUCAGAUUGCAAUACACCUGAGCACAUCUGCAACCGCUUCCCUAAGAACAGAUAUAUACUUAGGCUCCCCAAAUACAGCCUGUCAAGUAACUCUGAAAAUGAGAAUGAUAGUAAGGAUCCCUUUAAGAAGGCCAACAUAUUCACUACUCCGACUCCUUUCUAUGAUCUCAAGUACCACACACUUCUUCACUGUUCGGGACUUCUUACCUUUCCUCCUACUCCUUUCCCAGGAAAUCCUAACGGGAUUGUACCUUAUUACCGCUCUAUCUUUCUCUUUAAUCCCUAA